Adineta ricciae is the source of this 318-nucleotide messenger RNA. Lineage: Eukaryota; Metazoa; Rotifera; Eurotatoria; Adinetida; Adinetidae. The record is from the annotation of a GenBank genome assembly.
AUGAUAAUCAAACAAAAAACAAACUCGAAUACGAAUAUCUCUUCUUCAUCAAAUACACCUGAUGUCAUUGAUCUUGAUCCUUCAUCAAGUCCUAAAAAUGUUCAAUUGACGAAUUCAUUUGCCAGCUCAUCGUCUCCAUUUUCUUCGAAUUCUUUAACCGAUGUACCUCGUUCUUAUCGACAUUUAUCUGCAGAUACAAUUAGUUCCGGCCUGAAAUAUAAUAGUAAAGAUUGGUUCAUUGUCGAUAUGAAAUGCAAGAAAUCUAAUUGCUGGCAAUGUUUUGGUAUUCCGGCUCGGAAAAUUAAUGAAAAAGAAUGA